AUGACGACCACUCAACAUUUUUCUUCUCUUACAUGUGACAUGAAAAUCAUAGAAGCAAAAAACAUAGAAUCCAAAAUCAAAGGGAACCUCUUUGUAAGAUUCUAUCUUCCUUCAAGCAUUAGAAACAACAAAACAUCAAUUGGGGUCAACACCCGAGAAAUCUCCACCAAAAACGACCAUGUUUGGAACGAAUCCUUCUCCUUGGCGUGCUGUGGAAUUAGGGACUCCAUAGACACCACCAAUCUAAGCCAAGAAAGCUUAGUUUUCGAGUUAUGGUUCAGGAACAAAGUGCCCGUCUUUGGGGCUUCAAAGCUCCUGGGGAGGGGAGAGAUUUCACUGAAGGAUGUUCUUGAGUCACCAAACAUGGUCUUUGACAAGUGGGUGACUCUUGUUUCGACACGUGGACAUGUGGUUGAUGGUGUGAAGUCGCCUAAACUGAAGGUGGAGAUGAGAACAGGAAUUUUGAAAGAUGAGGUGAAAAGGAGGCCUAGAACGGGGAAGAAGUGGAACGAGUGUGGGUGUAAAGAUGGUCAUGAUCAUGGUUGUUCUUAUGAUGAUUAUGAUGUUUUUGCACUAGCAGCUGCUUUAGAGGCUUUCUAG
Molecule: messenger RNA, 600 nt
Organism: Morus notabilis
Lineage: Eukaryota; Viridiplantae; Streptophyta; Magnoliopsida; Rosales; Moraceae
Exons: 1
Coding region: 1-600 (199 amino acids)
Source: RefSeq, a predicted model, not a curated record